GGUACCGGUACGUGGUUUGGCCAUUUGGUUUGGCGAAAAAAGGAAAAGAAUCACUGCCUUCCCACCUGGCUGGCGCCUUGUUUUUAAAAUGCUAGAUUCUGAUUGAAAUAGUCAAGAAAACAUCAGAGCUACAUGUACUAGCUGGUCUUAUUUGAGUAAAAAUAUCCGGAUCUUGGGUGAUCGGUAAGAGUUACAAAAUCCAGCAUUUGAUAAGGACUUAAAGUAAACAACAUGGAACGGCCAAGAACUGGAGAUGUUCCUCCAAGAAAGAGGAAAAAAGACAAUGAGAGAGAAAGGAGCUUGACAGUUGAACAGAAUUUCGGGCAUGAAGGAGUCUCCAGAACCCAAAGUAGUACCCAAUCAAUGCGACCAUUUCCCAUCAUGCCAAUAUCAAGAUUCAGCCAGAAGUUCCCGUUCUUCAGACAGCCCACAGAAGUUGGACAUUUCUCUCUCGAUUCCAAGAGGCAUGUCCAUUGUGACGCGAGGCUGCUGAAGGUCUACUGUCCUCCGACCGAUCCUCGUCGGACCAAUUUUGACCUUAGGAAAGGGUACAGAGACUAUAUCAAACGAGAUGAUGAUGUGAAGGAGAGAUUGAACAAUAUUACUAAAUGGAUGAAAGAGAAUAAAAGUCUCAUCACUGCCCCACCCAGCACUGAUGGAUGUGAUAGCAAAGCCAAAGCACAUGAGAGUACAAGCAGUAAAUGUGAAAGAAUCAAUGCUGAUUUUGUGAUGUGGAGAGGCCACAUGACAAAGUUCCUCUGCACACCGUAUGAGAACCGAGAAGGCUGGGCUAUGGCUGUCACGCUCUUCCGAGGGACGUAUUACAUCAGUGAGGUGGAGACAGAAGAGAACAGAGCAAGGAGAAAAGGCAUGUCAGACCAUGAGCAGGAAAUGUCCUACUGGGGGUACAAGUUUGAGCAAUACGUUACGAGUGAUAAUGAAAGAAGUCGCCCAGACACGACCAAGCCUGUGGAUAGUCACGAAGCCUUCUGUUCGGUCAUUAGAACCCGGUUGGAGUCUCACUCAUUGCUCUACAGCGGCGAGGUAGACUGCAGGAAACCACACUCCAAGAAGAAACCUCCAGAAAAUUACAUAGAACUCAAGACAACAAGGAUAUGGUACAAACCGAACAACGAGAGAAACUUCUACAGGUUUAAGCUUCUUAAGGUGUGGGCCCAGUCCUUCUUGGUCGGAAUCCCAGAAGUGAUAUUUGGUUUCCGUGAUGAUGAGGGGGUCGUUUCAUAUCUUAGAUCAUUCCAGACUAUGCAAAUGGCUAACAGUUCACAGGGUAUGUGGGAUGGUGCUGUCUGCUUUAACUUUGCCAAUCAGCUUCUGUCGUACGUCAAGGAAAUGGUGACAAUAGAUGACCCUAAGGUCGUAUACAUGCUAGAGAGAGCUCCGGGGUCAUCAGAGGUCACCUGUAAACUACAUGCGGAAGGAGAUGAACAGUUUUUAUCUCAAGAAUAUGUUGAUUCAUUCAAUAGUUAGUUUUACCAUGAAGUAAAAUUACCGCAUAAUCUCCUUUUUUCAUGCUUCUUGAGUCAAGAUGUUUAUAGUUUUUUUUUAAAUCACUUAAUUUUGUCUUCCACAGUGAUAUAACAUGAAUGUUUAAGGAAAAUAAAAGGGGGUUAAUGUUUUUUAUUUUAUUUUGGCUUGUAAACUAAGCUAUGAUUGAUAUGCCCUUUUAUUUUUCUUGAUGGUAGGUAUAUAUAAUGAAUGUAAUAAAAUCAAUUGCCCAACCUGUAUGAAAUCCUUGUUCGGCAGUGUAAUUUUUUUAUUGAUAUGUUUAUUACAGUAACAUAAUACAAUAAAUUAUCUAUUCUCAAAUGCCAAGAUUUAGAUAUCCCACAAAGCUACUAUUUGUCUACUUUUCCAAUUUCUUUGAUAUUCAAAGAUUUGGUGACCUGCACAUCAUUAUGUAUGGUCCAAAAUGUACAUCUAUUUUUGUUUGAUAACUUGUUUUUAUUGUCUUCUCUCAAAAUAAAAUAUACCAUACCAAUAUAAGUCUCAUAAACAAAUUAUACAAUAAAUAAACAAGUAUUAUCACAGAAUUAUACAUUUUUACAGCAAUAACAGAGAAAGGAAAAUAUAACUGAUAAUGAUAAUGAAAAACAUGUAACUUGUCUCUCAUGCACAUUAAAAUUCAAAAGAAUCUGAAAUAAGAUGAUGAGGAUGAUGCACAGCAUCUGUAUAGCGCCAUAUAUCUGUGAAAG
Messenger RNA from Lytechinus variegatus (green sea urchin), 2213 nucleotides. RefSeq names its product decapping and exoribonuclease protein-like (gene dxo). Lineage: Eukaryota; Metazoa; Echinodermata; Echinoidea; Temnopleuroida; Toxopneustidae. Gene Ontology annotation, biological process: nuclear-transcribed mRNA catabolic process; NAD-cap decapping. Bases 232 to 1488 code for a protein of 418 amino acids. The record is from RefSeq and is a predicted model, not a curated record. Gene Ontology annotation, cellular component: nucleus; cytosol. The transcript has 7 exons. Gene Ontology annotation, molecular function: mRNA 5'-diphosphatase activity.